Molecule: messenger RNA, 2008 nt
Organism: Coffea arabica (coffee)
Lineage: Eukaryota; Viridiplantae; Streptophyta; Magnoliopsida; Gentianales; Rubiaceae
Cellular component (GO): plasma membrane
Source: RefSeq, a predicted model, not a curated record
AAGACACUCUUCAAAGAGGAAAGCAUUUUUACUUUUUCUCUCGAAUCAUUCGGUUAUUGAGCUCCCAAAACUUUACUCUUCACUCUCUUCUCAAUCUAGGGCUUUUCUUUUCUCUAUCUCUCUCUCUCUCUCUCUUUUUCUUUGUUUUUGUUUAAAUAUCCCAUUUCCCAUUUCCGGAGCUCAAGAAAAAGGAUAAUUCAUUUUUGAAGUGAAAUAAAGGGUUUGAAGCACUGAUUAUUUGGUAUUGUCGAAAUUGUUUUGGUGGGAGCGGAGAAGGGUUUCUGAAUUUGGAGCCCUAGGGCUUACAAAUGAGAAAUGAUCUGAGAAAUUUCCGGUCCGUUUUGGGGUUUAGUAACUUCAGGUUUCACAAUGGAAAUAACCUGAACUGCUAGCGUGUUUUUGAGCUUGGAUUUCUCCAUGUUGCUGGAGGAGGGUUAGUGGAGUUAUGGAUUGUGUAAAGAGAAUUACGCGUCUUAAGGGUCCUUUCGGCCAUCAUUUCCUACUUUUUGCAAUUUGGUGUUGGUCUACCAUUCAGGAUGGAGUGGCUUUUCAAACACCACCAGAACCUGGGUAUAUUUCUUCCAAUUCAGAGUUAGCUAGUCCACCUGCUGCUGGACUAUUUGAACCCAUAGAAAUAUCACCAGCUGUUUUUCCGCAUUAUCCAAUUUCUGGGCAGCCUCUGCCACCAAUGUACCCUAUCUACCCAACAACGUAUGAGCCAGUCUUGACUGGAAGGUGUCCUGUAAAUUUCUCAGCCAUUUCAAGUAUCACACAGAAAACUGCAUCUGAUUGUUCCCAACCGCUUGCGGCAAUAGUAGGAAAUGUCAUAUGCUGCCCACAGUUGGGUAGCUUACUUCACAUAUUCCAAGGAUUUUAUAGUAAGAAUUCCAGUAAUUUAGUUUUGCAAGAUGCUGUUGCUGAUGAUUGUUUUAAAGAUAUCAUCAGUAUAUUGGCCAGCAGAGGGGCAAACAGCUCGCUACCUGUAAUCUGCUCUGCUAAGUCAUUAAAUAUCACUGGUGGUUCUUGUCCUGUGAAGGAUAUAACGACUUUUGAGAAAACAGUGAACACUAGCAAAUUAUUAGAGGCUUGUACCACGGUGGAUCAUCUAAAAGAGUGUUGCAGACCAAUCUGUCAGCCUGCGAUUAUGGAGGCUGCAGUACAGAUUUCAGGGCUACAAUCUGUGAUGACCGGUAACAAGGACAUAGCUGCUGCUCAAUCUAGUGUUGACACCAUAAAUGAUUGUAGAGGCGUUGUGUAUUCCUGGAUUUCAAGUAAACUCCCAUUGGAAGAUGCCAAUUCUGUGUUUCGGAUGUUAUCUGCCUGCAAAGCUAACAGAGUUUGUCCUUUGAAUUUUACGCAACCAUCAGAAGUGAUUAAAGCAUGUCGAAAUGUAGCUGCUCCAAGUCCUUCAUGUUGUAGCUCCUUAAAUACAUACAUUCUGGGGAUACAAAGACAAAUGUUAAUCACGAACAAGCAAGCAAUAAUUUGUUCAACGGUGUUUGGGUCCAUGCUACAGAAGGCUGGAGUAAUGACUAACGUUUAUGAGCUUUGUGAUGUGGACUUGAAAGAUUUUAGUCUUCAAGCAAAUGGACAGCAAGGCUGUUUGCUUGGGAGCUUGCCUGCAGAUGUGGUAUAUGACAAUUCAACAGGCUACAGCUUUACUUGUGAUCUAAGGGACAAUAUUGCAGCCCCGUGGCCUUCAUCAUCCUCUAUGACAUCCUUAUCCCUUUGUGCUCCUGAGAUGUCCUUGCCAGCACUACCCACGUCAGAGACACUGCACAAUUAUGGUUGUCGUCACGUGAGGCUGGAUUUUGUUGUAACCAUUCUUUUGUUUGUAGUUUUGAGUACCCUAUCGUACUAAGUAGGAUUAGAGGGUGCUGAGGCAGUUUGUGUUAGAUCAAAGCACAGUUGACUGUCAUGUAUAUUUUUUGUAUCCCUUGUCAUGUAUAGUGUCCUCAUUAUUUGCCUCCUUUCUGAUGUUCUAAUCAGUUUUUUCUUCUGAUUGCCA